UGUCUGGCAGGAAUCACCAUCUUCUUGAUCACUCUUGCAGUCAGAGAGAAGCAUUCGUAAAAAAGAGAAGCGCAACAAGAAGAUUCAAAGAUGAACAUUCUAUCGUCGACGGUGCAUUACAAGGUUGCACGCAACAUGUCGGGUCCUCUGGCCGUCGUGACCAUGAUGGUGCUGAUCGUCACCGUCACCUUCCUCGCCCUCAGCAACAAGUCCCUGAGGGCCGCCUUGGAGGAGGAGCGCACCCUGUCACUCAAGUCCAUCGUCGAGAAAUCCGAUGACCUGUCCUCUUGCAUGUCGGAGUCCAAAUCCCUUGAGGAAAAGAUCAAGGAACUCACAGCCCAGAAGACGAAGCUCACAAGCGAAGCCGAGGAACGAGCGAAAGAACUGAACCACUUGCAAGAACAAGCCGUCAAGAACCAGCAAAUGACUCAGGAAAUUGAUACCCUGAACGCGAGGAUCAACCAGCUGACGGAGGACGGGAAGCAGCUUGAGGGGAAGCUCCAGUCGGCGCAGCAGCAGGUAGGAGCCCUCGAGGCCACCAGGAAGGACCUCAGCGAACAGCUCGCCACGGCGCAGAGGGAGAUCGCGGACGCUAACGCCAAGGCAGGGAACGCUAUUCCUCAAGAGCAGCCUGCGCCAGCGGCUCAGCCUGCUCCGGCGCCCCAGCCUGUUCCAGCAGCGCAGCCUGUUCCAGCGGCUCAGCCUGCAGUUUAAUUCGAAAGGGGGAAAGGAGCAUUUAGCGCUAAACGCAGACGUGGGGACAGAGGGAAAGGAAGGAAUCCACGCAGGCAAUAAAACUCGUUGGCGCGGACUUCCUUUUUCAUCUGUUCUUCUUAUUACGAUUUGUCUGUUAUACUUGUGGAUAUGUGCCUCUCGGCUGUAAAGACGGCUGUGUAAACUAUGCCAAUUCAUAUUUUCGCGAACAGUAGGUUUAUAGGGACAUUUUAUUUUAUGAUGAUUAGGGAAUCUGUUGCACGUUUUUGUUUUCAGUUUGAUGUUAUUGUAAAAGUAUAUCUCAGAGUGUAUUGUUGAUGAUAUAUGAUAUAUGUCUAGUAUUGUGUGCAUAUUACUAGAAUAGGUAUACGAUAAUGCAAAUAUAAAAACACAUACACGCACACACACAAAAUAGUAAACCUUUUCAUUAUGAAAA
Messenger RNA from Penaeus vannamei (Pacific white shrimp), 1150 nucleotides. The record is from RefSeq and is a predicted model, not a curated record. NCBI's taxonomy places the organism in Eukaryota, Metazoa, Arthropoda, Malacostraca, Decapoda, Penaeidae.